This is a messenger RNA of Ramularia collo-cygni, 1098 nucleotides long. Its product is annotated as 3-isopropylmalate dehydrogenase. The transcript has 6 exons. The record is from RefSeq and is a predicted model, not a curated record. Gene Ontology annotation, biological process: L-leucine biosynthetic process. NCBI's taxonomy places the organism in Eukaryota, Fungi, Ascomycota, Dothideomycetes, Mycosphaerellales, Mycosphaerellaceae. Gene Ontology annotation, cellular component: cytosol. Gene Ontology annotation, molecular function: magnesium ion binding; NAD binding; 3-isopropylmalate dehydrogenase activity. Bases 1 to 1098 code for a protein of 365 amino acids.
AUGCCUACCUAUAACAUUGUGGUCUUCGGGGGUGACCACUGCGGACCUGAAGUUACCGCAGAGGCAUUGAAGGUCCUCGACGUCAUCCACAACAGCAGCGCAGACGUUCAAUUCAACAUCCAGCAGCAAUUGCUCGGUGGCGCCUCCAUUGAUGCCACUGGUGAGCCAUUGACCGACGAAGCGCUUGAAGCUGCCAAAGCUGCAGACGCCGUCAUCCUCGGAGCCAUUGGCGGUCCCAAAUGGGGAACCGGCAAAGUCCGCCCUGAGCAGGGCAUUCUCAAGCUCCGGAAGGAGAUGGGUACCUACGGCAACCUCAGACCAUGCUUCUUCGCCUCUGAGAGCCUGGUAAAGUCAUCGCCUCUCAAGGAGGAAGUCUGCAGAGGCGUCAACUUCAACAUCGUUCGUGAACUCACCGGAGGCAUCUACUUUGGAGAGCGAACCGAAGAUGAUGGCUCGGGAUUUGCCAUGGACACGGAACCCUACUCGCGAAUGGAGAUUGAGAGAGUCACGAGGUUAGCCGCGCACUUGGCUCUUGCGGAAGACCCACCAGCGCCGGUGUGGUCGCUCGACAAGGCCAACGUCAUGGCAACGAGCAGAUUAUGGCGUAAGACUGUCACGGAUGUCAUGGCGAAUGAAUUCCCCCAGCUCAAGAUUGGCCACCAUCUUAUCGAUUCUGCUGCCAUGCUCAUGGUGAAGAACCCUAGAGCGUUGAACGGCAUCAUCGUCACCAGCAACCUAUUCGGCGACAUCAUCAGUGACGAGGCUUCGGUCAUUCCAGGCUCUCUUGGUCUGCUCCCUAGUGCCAGCUUGACUGCCUCGCCGGAUGGCAAGAGCAAGUGCAAUGGCAUCUACGAGCCAAUUCACGGCUCCGCACCGGACAUUAGCGGCAAGGGUAUUGUCAACCCAGUCGCCAUGGUUCUGUCCUUGGGCAUGAUGCUCAAGUACUCCCUCCAGCAGCCCGAGCUUGCCAAGAAGGUUGAUGAGGCCGUGAGGAACACAAUCGAGAAGGGCAUCAACACUGCCGACAUUGGUGGUUCUGCUAAGACCAGUGAGGUCGGCGAUGCCAUUGCGAAAGAACUCGARGCUCUUUUGAAGUAG